AUGGGUUUCAAGGAUUUAGAUUAGUUUUCUUCCUUCUUUUAGUUUAGUUUUGAUAAAAGUUAGCGAAAAGGUACUGUAACAGGAGCAUUAUUAACUGUUAUUGUUUUUUGUAUUGUUUUAGGAUAUUUCAUUUAUUUACUUCUACUAUUUUCUGAUAAUCAAAUUGAUCCUAAAUAUGCUUCAUAAAGUUUUGUCUAAGAUUAAGUUGGUAUUAGCCUUUAAGAAAAUUUAGUUGGAUUUAGGUAUGAAUAUGACACCAAUCAAAGUUUAGAUGAUUUGUAGUCAAAGUAAAAUUAAACUUAUCUUGUUUUUUAAACAUACUUCUUAUUUCAAAACGGAAGCAAUAAUUAAUUGAUUGAAUUAAAUUAUACGAAAUGUUCUGAUCCCUAGCUUUAUGGUUUUAACUGCUUCGAUUUUUCUUAGAUUUAAGAUUAAUAAUUAUUAAUAAGCACUCAGGCUAAUAUUUUUUCUAGUUUAUACAUAUUUGUUCAUAGAUGCUCUGAUACAGAUCAAUUUAAAUAAUUUAUCCCAAACAAUUGUGCUAACUAAACUUAAAUAGAUUAAAUAAUUAAUAAUCCUUAUGCUAAUCUAAGAUUCAACUUUUACACUUCAUAAUUUAACAUGACUUCUAAAAAGUAGUAAGUAAAUUACAGGAGCUAAGUUACUUAAGUUAAGUAAGGAAGUCUGUUUUAGAGAGAAGAUUUUUUUAGCUCACCAAUACAAUAUAAUGUAGACCAUUAAACUUUUGAUGAACAAUUUUCUCAAAGAACUGGAUAAAAAUAAAUUUUACAAGUUACAUUUGAACUGGAUGAAAUUGUUCAAUAUAUUAAAAUUUAAUAUCCAACAUUUCCAGAAAUAUUAGCUCUCUGUAAUAGUACUUUAACACUAUUAAUGUGUGUAGGCUUUAUAGGCAAAAUUAUAUAAGAGAGUUGA
This is a messenger RNA of Tetrahymena thermophila SB210, 933 nucleotides long. RefSeq names its product AMP-binding enzyme family protein. Lineage: Eukaryota; Ciliophora; Oligohymenophorea; Hymenostomatida; Tetrahymenidae. The transcript is spliced from 2 exons. The record is from RefSeq and is a predicted model, not a curated record.